Cottoperca gobio is the source of this 13443-nucleotide messenger RNA. It is a transcript of the gene ush2a, whose product is annotated as Usher syndrome 2A (autosomal recessive, mild). Lineage: Eukaryota; Metazoa; Chordata; Actinopteri; Perciformes; Bovichtidae. The record is from RefSeq and is a predicted model, not a curated record. Gene Ontology annotation, molecular function: protein binding.
AUGACAGUCAUCACUUAUUCAAGCCCUGCUGGAAGGUUUCGGAAAGAAAUCCAAGUUCUUGGACAUCCCUCUGCCCCGGGGAAUGUUGCAGAACCCCUGCCCGAGAUUGGAGAACCUCGGACCACGCUGGACCCCUCGGAGAACUCGAUUCCAGAAUCUUGUGGGGUCAAAGGCCAGCGAUGGAUUGAUCAGCGAGACGACGAGGGAGGAGCGGAGGGAGAGAAGGCUAAAAGGAAGAGACAAACAUGGGGCAGAGGAGUCAGCAGAGAGAGGAUGCAGAGAGGAAGGAGAGAGGAGCAGUGUAACUUAAGGAACAAAUGUAACAAGAAAGUUGUGGGAAAAUAUAUGGAAAGAAAGGACAAGAGCAAGACAUAUGUGUCUGGGUUUUCUGGGAUUCUGUCAGCUGCAGAAACAGAAGGUGAAAUCAAGCAAACGGAGAAAAGGAUGGGGAAGAGGAAGAUGUGGCCUGUUUCUUCUUGGCCAUUUCACUUGAAAAACAUCACUGAAAGAGGGAAAGCCAUGAUGAGAACGAUGCGGUGGAAUAAAAUCCUUCUCCGGUUUAUUCUCCUCGUCUUCACCCUGUGUCCAAAACCUGCUUCAUCACAGGGUCAUUUCCCCCAUAUGGAGAACAUCGCUGCCUUCAAACCCGUGUCCACCUCUCCGGCUCGCUCCACCUGUGGGUAUCCAGAGCGGAGCAGCUACUGUCAGUCGCCGUCGACCCAGACUGAGCUGAUGACAUGUUAUCAGGCCUUCUGUGUCCAGGAGUGUCCCUAUACAUCCUCCACACCUCCCUAUGCCCCACUGCUUCUGCCUGCACACAGGGGUACCUGUGUAACUGACAGCAAUGACACUCGCCCUGGGACUGAGACAGAGGCUGGAACCACUACCACUUCAGAGGCGGUUUCUGGUGGAUCCAGUAGUGUGCUGUUUCAGCCAGUCCACGAUGGAUGUCUGGUCUCUCCCCCCUCACAGAAACAAGGAGCGUUGGGUUCCCUCACCCUGGCAUUGUGGAUAAAACCAAGCUCUCCUGGAGAGAUGAUGCUGCUGGAGAAGAGCUCAGGGGAGCGGUUGGUUUUUUCUGUGACGGUGUCCGAGCAGGCUGUCAUCCUGCGGUAUGGCCAGUCCAGCAGUCGGACUCCUCUGACCGUCAGCUUCAGAACAGAGGGGAGGCUUACACUGGGGAAGUGGACACACCUUGUUUUGCAGGUCCAUGACAGACGUGUGAGUCUAUUCCUGGAUGGGCUUGAGGAGGAUGGGACACCAUUUGACAUACAACCUCUGACCGCCAGACUCUCUGACAUCAGCGAGGACGGUGCCAUGUGGGUGGGACUCAGCUCCAAUGGGUCUAAUCAGUUCAUUGGGUGGAUGCAGGACUUUAGAUUUUAUCCUGCCACUCUGACCAACAGGGAAAUAGUGGAGGUGUACUCGGGUGUCCUGCCCGAGCUCCACGCCCAGUCAGAGUGUCGCUGUCCUCCCAGUCACCCCAGAGUGCACCCUUUAGUUGAGAGAUACUGCAUUCCCAACGGUGUUGAGGACACCACCAAUGACAGAGUCUUAAGACUCAACCUUAAUGCCCAUCCACUCAGUUAUAUCAAUGAUCAGGACAUGGGCACCACAUGGCUUUCUAAGAUCAUGACUGCACAGGAACUGGAUGAAGGAGUCACUCUUACCGUGGAUUUGGUGAAUGGACAAUACCAGGUGUUCUACGUUAUAGUACAGUUUGGCGGACUCUUACCUGAGUCAGUUCUGAUCCAAAGACGGAGGCUUGACCUCACAGAAGUUGAGAGUGGCAGCGCCACAGAACAGCCCUGGUUAGACUGGCAAUAUAUGGCCAGAAACUGCAGUGUGUUUGAAAUGCAGAACAACGGGGCUUUACUGAGACCAGACUCAGUCAACUGUCUGCAGCUGCACAGCGAUGAUCCCUUCUCAGGAGGUAACAUCAUAUUCAGCCUGCUGACCCCGGAGCCAAACCUGAGGCCGGGGUACAAUGACUUCUACAACAGUCCUGCCCUGCAGAAGAUGGUACAUGCCACCCAGGUCAGGAUGUACCUGCGUGGACAAUCCCACAGCAGAGCAGCCAGGGUGAACCAGCGACACAGAUACUAUGCCAUCAAUGAGAUCACCAUCAGUGGCAGAUGUGAGUGUCACGGCCAUGCAGACCACUGUGAUACCAGUGUGACGCCCUACCGCUGUCUGUGUCUGCCUGAGAGCCACACGGAGGGAAACACUUGCCAGCGGUGUGCGUCCCUCUACAAUGACAAGCCCUUCAGGUCAGGUGACCAGCUCCAGCCUAUGAACUGCCGGCUCUGUCAGUGUCACGGCCACGCCCUCUCCUGUCGUUACGAUGUCGGAGGCGAUGACCAGCCAGAUGAGCACUAUCGAGGAGGAGGAGGCGUCUGUGACAACUGCAUGCACAACACCACGGGUAGAAACUGCGAGCUGUGUGGAAGUGGGUUUUUCAGGCUGGAAGAAUCUGAUACCACUUCAGUUGAUUUGUGUCAACCUUGCAACUGUAACACAGCUGGAACAGACGACAGCAGCGUGGAGUGUGCCCAGGUUGGAGGUCAGUGUCAAUGUAAGGUUGCAGUGACAGGUCGUCGGUGUGCGGACUGUUUGCCUGGUUGGUAUGGUCUAAAAGCCUCCAAUCCAAAUGGCUGCACCCGCUGUAACUGCAGUGACACUGGCAUCAUCAGCAACUCAACAGAAGGGGUUCCCAGUUGCAACCAAGACACGGGACUGUGUCAGUGUAAACUCCAUGUCACAGGUCUUUCUUGUGACCGCUGUGAGUUUGGUUAUUGGAACCUGUCCCACCCCGACGGGUGCGUCCCAUGUGACUGUGACCCCCUGGGUUCCCUCAGCCCGUUCUGUGAGCCUGAGGGGGGACGGUGUGAGUGUAAGCCCGGGGUGGGGGGGCAGCGCUGUGACUCUUGUGGCAGGGGUUCUUAUGGUUUAAGACUGGGGGGAUCAUGUGCCCCCUGCAACUGCUCACAAGAAGGGACAGCACCUGGGACUGACUGUGAUCCUCACACAGGACAGUGUGUGUGUAAGGAACAUGUGGAAGGCCGACGCUGUGACUCUUGUCGUCAUGGUUACCACACCCUGGAGCAGCGAAACUCCCUGGGCUGUCUGCCGUGUGCGUGUGACAGCCAUGGCACUGUGCCAGAGGGUGUGUGUGAUAUGUGGACGGGACAAUGCCCAUGCCGAGAGGGGGUCGAGGGAGCACGGUGUACCAAUUGUGCCCACAACUACUACAACAGGACUUUACACCUCCAGAAAGGCUUGUCCCAGGGCUGUGCACCGUGUAUCUGUGACCUCAGAGGGACAGUGACGGGGUCAGUGUGUGACAGCAGCACAGGGCAGUGUGUUUGUCUCCCUACACGCUAUGCAAAGAACUGCAGUAUCUGCCGACCUGGCUUCUACCUUUCUGCAGAACAGAGUAUGUGUGCGGAGUGUGACUGCCAUCCUAUGGGAGCAUCGCAGCGUGGUUGUGAGAGCCAGACCGGACAGUGUGUGUGUGUCCAUCCCUCAGUGGGAGGGCGGCGCUGUGACCAGUGUCGUGAGAUGUUCUUUGGAUUCAACCCUGGCCUGGGCAGAUGCCAGCUUUGUGCAUGUGACCCGGUGGGCAGUGUCAACGGUUCAUGUCAUCCAGACUCUGGGACUUGUGUUUGUAAGCUGCUGGUAACUGGAGACAAGUGUGAUAUAUGUGUACCUGGAGCGAGUCACUUCGACCCUGAGAGCCACUUUGGCUGCAGUAAAGCACCCUUCCAGCAACCUGCACCGGCAGGUUUUGCUGUCAGUUAUUCUUCCAUUCGUCUCUCUUGGCGUCCACCUGACUCCCCAAACUCAAACAGACUCAACUACACACUCAUAAGGGAUGGACAGUCAGUGCAUAGCAUCCACAGUCACUAUCCUUUCAGCCCUGAAUCAUUUGAAGACACUGGUUUGUUUCCGUUCACCAACUACUCAUUCUGGCUGAUAACCGCUAAUGUGGCCGGUGCAACAACAAGUGCAUCAGCAUCAUACCAAACCUUAGGAGCACCGCCAGAAGCUGAACAGCUCCAUUUAAACCUUGUGGGACGACCCGGUCCAGCCACCGCUAGCUUUAACUGGAGCACACCACGAAAUGACACAGGCCCAGUGGAAAGGUUUGUGUUAUCCUCUACUGAAUUUAGUGGAGCUAGGCCUGUCAUCCACUACACAGGCUUAUCUACAGAGGCUGUGGCAAGUGGUCUAAAGCCCUUCACCCAAUACACUGCCACACUGGAGGCGUGCUCUUCUGGGGGGUGCACUUCUACCCCACCACUGUCUCUUCUGACAGCCUCUGCCCCCCCACAAAACCAACCCCCACCCAGAGUGACCGCUACAGGACCUCAUACACUGCAUGCUUCCUGGGAGCCCCCCAGUCAACCAAAUGGUGUCAUCACAAGGUUUGAGCUCUUUCUUCGUGGACCAAUAGAAUCCCAGAACCUUUCACGUCCUGCUGUUGAGAAGAGCGUGUUCUUAAGCGCUGGUUGGUUGGAUCCAAGUGUUUCCCCUGAAGCACAGCGAACCAAUAGGAGCACAGUCCCGCCCCCUGAGAGUAGUACCACUGUAGGAAGUCUGCAGGCCUUUUCCACCUAUCAGAUCAGAGUCAUGAGCAUCAAUAUGGCGGGAAGUGUCACAUCAGGGUGGACCACAGCACGCACCAUGGAGGGAGUCCCAGAGUUGAUGGCUCCUCCAGAAGUGUCUGCACUGUCGUCCACCAGUCUCAAAAUUGUGUGGAGCUCAGCUGAGGGUCAAGGGGUCAUCGCCAGAGGACAGGUCACUGAAUAUCGGGUCAACUUGCUCACUGAGCAGACCAACAAUCCCUAUGCUCCUCCAGUUAUUAGUCAGGUCUUACAUAGCGUGGGACCGUCGUCACAGCCUGUUUAUUUAGUGAACGGACUGAAGCCUUACCAUGUGUACAACUUCACUGUUACACUCUGCACAAAGACAGGUUGCAUUUCCAGUCUGCCAAGCACAGGACGGACCCGACCGGCAGCUCCAACAGGACUGUCUCCACCCGAAUUACAUCUAGUAAAUGAAACCACCAUUCAGAUUGACUGGGAACCUCCAGCCCACCUCAAUGGACCACACCCACUGUAUCAGGUGGAGAGGACAGACGUCUCCCUCUCUGACCCACAUGGUCCUGUUGUCAGAGGAACCAGAUUCUCAGGAAACAGUUACUACCAGUUCCCCAGUGACACCCUUCCUGUCAACACUGACUUCACAGGUGUUGAGUUAAGUUUCAAGACUCGGUCUCCAGAUGGCCUGCUGCUCUGCGCCUUCUCUCCCGGAAAUCAGGAAGAGUUCCUGGCUAUUCAGCUCAGAAAUGGACACCCCUACUUUGUGUUUGAUCCCCAGGGCUCUGCGGUGGCUGUGAGCAUACAGGGUGAUGGAGGACGCCGCUACAAUGAUGGACAAUGGCACAGCAUCAUAGCAACAAGGCGAGGGGCCGUGGGAACAAUCGUUGUAAACAAUCAAUACAGAGGAAGUGCGUCAGCUUCCAGCGGCAGCACCAUUAUUGGUGAGAACACAGGGAUGUUCAUCGGAGGGCUGCCUGAAGACUUUACUUUGUUAAGGGAGGAUUCAGGUGACGCUCGACUCGUGCGACAGGGUUUCUCUGGUUGCCUCAGAGACGUGAGUUUUAAGAUGACUGACAGGAAUGACUCGGAGGAAUGGAAAUCUCUGAACUGGGCAAACGCCACAAAGAAGGUGGCAGUGUAUGAAAGCUGGGAGGGAUGUCCUACUCAAACGGUGGAUGGAGCCCAUUUUCUGGGUCAUGGUUACUUGGAGAUGGGCAGAGAUGUAUUCAGUGGAGGACAAGACUUUGACAUUUCUAUGGAAUUCAGAACAGACCAGCUCAAUGCACUUUUGCUCUUUGCAUACAACUCACAAACAGAAGACUACAUGCUGGUGGAGCUGGAAGGCGGUCUCCUUUCCUUCAUUCUUGCCUCUGAAGGUCACGUGACUGAACUCAGCAUGUGGGUGGGGCUUAGCUACUGCGAUGGAGACUGGAAACAGCUCUUAUUGGCAAAACGUGGCUCGCUCAUUUCUGCUGCAGUCCAUGACUGGGCAGAGGAGACGAGGGGAGUGGGCAGAGCGUUGAGGCUGAGAGUUGAUUCCCCAUUAUAUUUAGGGGGCGUGCCCAUGGAGCUCGUACAUCCUGCUCUGGACAGCCGAAGUCACAAGCACGGCCUCGGAGGUUGCAUAAGGGGUCUUACCAUACGCAGUGAUGAAACAAACCCUCCUGUCAGUCAAAGUGUUAAUCUCUCUGUUGCCUUCAGCCGUUCUGUUAGAGUCUUCUUAGACGGCUGUCCUAAUAGUGAAAGCCGGUACAACUGCAGAGGAAACGAUUCAGUGUUGGUGUAUAGCGGGAUGAAGACACACACCACAGAUCAUAGCCUGCAGCCUUUCACUGAGUACUUGUACAGGAUUGUGGCCUUGGCUGCAGGAGGUUGGGCGGCAGGACCUUGGCAGAGAGGACGCAGCCGAAGCAACGUACCAAGGUCUGUCCCGCCUCCUGCCACAGUGCAGAGCUUGAAUGGCUUCAGUGCCCAGGUGAGCUGGGUGCCGCCCACCGGGGACAUCAGAGGGCUGAUUGACAGAUAUGAGUUGAAUGCCUACCGAAGAGAUCAGCCAGAAGUGCCACCUAUCAAAGCCAUUUACCUGGCUAAUGGAAAUUUCACAGGUUUGCUGCCGGGUCUCACUCCAUCCACUCGAUACAUUAUCACUGUAAGUGCCUGUAGUCCUGUUGGCUGCACUGAGAGUCUUCGUAAUGACAACGGUGAUGAUAAUGAUUUGAGAUCGAGCCUCAUAACCCCGGAGGAAGCUCCAGAUGCUGUUGCUCCUCCUGCUGCAGUCUCGUCCCCCUCAGCCUUCUUUAUUACCUGGGAACCUCCAGCGAGGCCCAAUGGAGGCAUUACAGAGUACCUCCUCUAUCACAACAGCCAAAUGGUCUACAGGGGAAAGGACCGACAACACAACAUCACUGGUCUUGGUGUGUAUUCAACCCAUGUCCUGGUACUGAGUGCAUGCACUUCAGUGGGCUGCACCAACAGUUCACAAGUUACUAUGCUGACCUCUCAGCUUCCUCCGGGGCCGCUACAUGCACCAACUCUUACCCUGCUUGACUCACGGACCAUUCUGGUGGAGUGGUCACGUCCCUCUCAGGUAAACGGCGCUUUGGAGUUCUAUUCCAUCUUCCUGUCACAUGACGGUGCAGUCCCUGUGCUCGCCUACAACAGCUCAGAACUUUUUGAAGACCACACACUCCGCGACCUAACGCCUGGAACAGCUUACACCAUCACACUCGCUGCGUGCACAGGAGGUGGAUGUACCUUAAGCCCUCCAAGCCAGGCUCAGACUGAGGAGAGCACCCCAGAGAACGUUCCUGCUCCGCUGGUCACACCUCUGUCCCCACAUGCCCUCAACAUCAGCUGGACCACUCCUGAUACCCCGAAUGGCAUUAUAACCAGUUAUGGUCUCUGGCUGGAUGGAUUGCUCAUUUUAAACUCCAGUUCCUCCCAGAGGUUCUUCGUGGUGGAGGGACUCUCUCCGUGGAGCCGACACGUUCUCAGGCUGCAGGCCUGUACAGCCCGGGGCUGUGGCAAGGGACCAAUGGUGGAGAUGCGUACAUUACAGAUGGCCCCAGAAGGCCCUAUGCUGCUGGAACUGACCAAUCAGAGCUCUCGAUCACUCAGAGCCCGCUGGACCGCCCCACCUAGGCCGAAUGGGAACCUCAGCUACACACUGUACUACAAAAGCAAAGAUGGCGAUGGUGUGUUGGAUGGAAGUACAGCGGCAGGCAGCUGGUUGUCUGUGACUGACCUACAGCCUUACACCAACUACAGCUUCUGGAUCAGAGGUUGUAACACACAGGGUUGUGUUGAGAGCCUGCCACUCAAUGUUACUACGCCCCCAGCAGCCCCAGAUGGGUUGUCACCUCCGAAGUUGGCCCAUGCAACUAGUGCCAGUCUGAAUGUAUCCUGGUCUGCCCCGGCCCACUCCAACGCACCGGGCCCACUCUGUUACAGUCUGCAAAUGAGGACAUCCCCUCAGAGGCCUGUGAUAAGGCUUAUGGAAAACGCAACAGACACCUUUUCCUACCAUGUAGAGGGCCUGACACCGUACACCCAGUACGUGUUUAGAGUGGUGGUCUCGCACACACACGGGCAGACAGUCGGCCCCUGGGCAACCCUGCGUACCGCAGAGGACAGUCCAGGACCAGUGGACACUCCAGCUGUAUCCGGGCUCCAUCCUCGAAGUGUAACAAUAACCUGGGUUCCUCCGUCCCAACCAAAUGGCAUUAUCACCAAUUAUAGCCUCUAUCUUUGCCCCAGCUCCAGCUCUUCUUUAGAUUUCAAACCCAGCUCAGUCUCUUGCACCAGCACGACCCUCAACUCCAGCAAAGGUCGUAACCCGACCCUAUUGCCCAGCACUGAGGGAGCACAUCUCGACUCAGGUCAUGAUCAUAGACCAACAUCUAAUCUUACCACCCCAGACUCAAGCCAUAUCUCCAUGUCCACUGUCAACACAGGCAUGAACGACAGCUCAAGCACAAUCCAAGACACUAGACCCAACCUCCUCCCUAACCCUUUCUCUAACAUGAGGCCUGGUAUCACAGAAGACAACCAGAUUGAGUCCACCGGUGUAAGCAAUAGGAGCCAAGGCCCCGCUUCCAUCUCCUUCCACUCCACUGAACCCAAUACAGCCAGCGUAAACCUAGUCCCCAGUCUUCUACUGUCAACCCCAGAAUACAAUGCAACCAGCUCAAAUACUGAACAUAUUCUACAACAAGACUCCUUCCACAGCCCCCUUUCUGGUUUCUUUAGUGCAGCUUCAGAUUCAAGUUCAUCCCUUCUAUCAGUCACUGUUCCGGGGAACACCACCAGCUACACUUUCCUCGACCUACCGCCAUACCAGACCUACCGCCUCCAGGUGGAGGCGUGCACCAGUGUAGGUUGUUCGGUGUCUGGGAUGUCUGAGGAUUUCCGUACCCUCCCAGCUCCCCCUGAAGGGAUUCCUGCACCUCACCUUUACUCUGACACCCCCACCUCUGUUCUCUUGUCGUGGGGUGCACCGGAGUGGAGCAAUGGACCACUGGAGCGGUGGCUGAUUGAGCGCAGAGUUGCUGGUACCCAACGAGUCUCCACAGUGGGCCUUCUCCCACCAGACCCUCCACCUCUUUCCUUCCUGGACUCUUCAUCAGCUCUGAGUCCCUGGACUAGCUACCAGUAUCGACUUGUGCUCCACAAUCAGGCUGGCAACACCACAGGACCCUGGGUCAAUAUCACCACCAGACCUUCUCGGCCAGCUGGUCUUAGUCCACCGAGGGUGAUGGUUUUGGGGCCAGAGUCUCUUCAGGUCACCUGGUCUCCUCCUCUUAUUCCCAAUGGAGAAAUCCAUGGCUAUGAGAUCCGCCUCCCAGAACCCUGCAUCUUCCAUGACAGUGGCAAUGCUUCUGAGCUCAACAUCACAAUAACGGACCUGAUUCCAUACACAAACUACAGUAUUACUAUGUUGGCGUGUUCCAACGGCGGUGGACAUGUUGGAGGAUGUACAGAAAGCCUGCACACACCUGCUACCACUUUGCCCACAAACCCUGAAGGCCUUGAACCACUGUCUGUAGUGGCAGUCAGUGAGUCCUUCCUGGCCAUUUCUUGGCAACCACCAAUCAGACCCAAUGGACCUAACAUCAGAUACAAGUUGCUCAGACGUAAAACCCACCAGCCCCUGGCCAUCGCUACGGUCCCCACGGUAACAGCCAUGUCCCCUCCCCCUUCUGAAGAUCUCCAUCGCUGGCUCCAUGUUUACUCCGGCACCAAAUUGUUCUACCAAGAUAAAGGCCUAAGCAGAUUCACCCGUUACCAGUACCAGUUAGUGGUACAUAAUGACGUGGGCUACUCCUCAGGAGAGACUGUUUCCGCGGUGACCAUGGCGGGGGUUCCCCACCACCCUCCGUCCCUGUCUGCCUAUGCUGUCAAUCACACCGCUGUACAGGCCAACUGGACACAACCCUCUUUGCAAGACCUACAGGGAGAGGUGGAAUAUUACUUUCUUACAAUAGCAUCUGGCCAGUCAAAUCAAACCUUGGCUUUCCCCCCUGAGAUCAUCUCCACAGUGAUAAGUGACCUUUGGCCCAGUACCACAUAUAUGUUGUCAGUACAGGUGUCCAACGGAGCUCAUAAUACAACUAAGGCAACAGUUAUCGUCACCACAGAGGAUGGAGAGCCAGACGGGAUGUCCGCCCCGGAGGUGGUUCCAGUUAACAGCAGCACAGUACGUGUGCUCUGGUUCCCUCCUCUACGGCCCAAUGGAGCAGUUACUGGUUACUACAUCUACCUUAAUGACCGUCUCCAUGGCAGUGUAGACAACAGCUCCGGCUCCUACUUGCUGGGGGACCUGCUGCCUUUUACGGUCUACAACGUGCAGGUGGAGGUGUGUACUGUGUAUGCAUGUGUGCGGAGUAAUGUUACUCAGACCACCACUGUUGAGGACCUGCCUGCCGACCUGGCCACGCCGCACGCACACGUGAUCAGUCCCAGGGUGGUGAGGUUGGACUGGUCGCGUCCCGGCCGACCCAGUGGGAUCAUGCUGGGUUAUGAUGUCUUAAGACGGACCCUGAGGUCAUGUGCCGUCGGGUCAACAGGGGUCACUGCGGGGGAAGAGUCAGGUGGUGUAAGGUUCAGAUGUUUCUACCUGCAGUGUCCUGCCAGUCAUAGUGUGUGCGGGAUGUCCUGCUUCCAUCCUGACAUUCAGAUUUGCUGCGGUGGACUAUUGUACACUAAGAAACCACAUCAUCAUUGCUGCGAGGGCAGUUACCUGAGUUUGAGUAAUUCCUCCAAUCCGGUCUGCUGCAAUGGAAAACUGCUCCCAGCUCUCCCUGACCACCAGUGCUGUGGAGGAUACUAUGUUCAUGUAAAAACCAAUGAAAACUGCUGCCCCGAUCACUCACAGGGCCGGGUCUCAGUGGGGCUGGGUGACAGCUGCUGUGGGGGGGUUCCUUACUCCAUGAAAGGCGGCCAGCUCUGCUGUCGUGGGAGCCUCCAUGAUGGCUAUGGGGUCCGAUGCUGUGGAGGCCGGAUUGUAGACGAUACACUGGUGUGCUGCGGUGAUUUUGAGAGGGGGGAAGUGCACUCAUAUACCCCAGGUUUCGUCUGCUGUGGUCAGGAGUAUAUAAACUCUUCAACAUCUCUUUGCUGUGUGGGUAAUGAUGGAUAUCCCACAAUGCACCCUGCUGGCAAUGCCACAGUGACACUGCAGUGCUGCGGGUCAAAGGUCAUACAUCAGGAAGAGGAAUGCUGCAAUGGGAUUGGCUAUGACCCUCAACGACACGUUUGUGCUGACAAACCCACACCCGGCCUACUGAUACAGCACCAGUGUUUGCGGGGCGCUGUGUGUCCUGUUGCUGCAGCAUCUACAGCGUUCUGUGGCUCCUGUGACCUCGAUCCAUCUCUGACCGCCUGCACAUGGGUCUUGUCUGCACACAACCAGCCUGACACACCCUCCACAACACACUCACCUUCCAUCAACAUCACUCGUGAAACUCUCACUCGGGGCCUGUCUACACACCACAGAAGUGAUAGCGCAUACAAAAUGGCAGACGCGUACAGUCACACACACACUGAGAAGCUGCAAUUCGAUGGAAGCCUGUGCUCGUCACAUGAGGAGGUGAUGUACAGUGGAGAUGCCAAAAGACACACCUACACAGACUCCGACCUGGAGCCCUUCACCACUUAUGAGUACAGAGUGAGGGGCUGGAACAGCUUUGGUCGAGGCUCCAGUGAUGUUACAACAGUGACCACCAGUGAAGACAAACCGUGGGGAGUGGCACCGCCCCGCUGGAGUCGCUUAGGUGAACGAGAUGACAUCAUCCAGUUGCUAUGGCAAGCACCCGCCAGGCCUAAUGGGGACAUCACCCACUAUGUUAUACUGCGGGAUGGACAAGAGCGUUACCGUGGUGAUGAAAACAGUUUCACUGAUGUGGGUGGGAUCAGGCCUUUCCAGGAAUACAGCUACGAGCUGAGGGUCUGUAACCGGGCCGGUUGUACUGACAGCACACAGGUGGUGGCAGUGACAAUCCAGGGAGUCCCAGAGGGCGUGCAGCCUCCAGUGGUAACAGCUUUAAGCCCUUCCUCCCUCCAUGUAAGCUGGUCUGAACCGACUCGUCCCAAUGGAAACAUACAACGGUACCACCUGAACCAGACUGGUGUCGGAGCCAUAUUUACACACAUCGAUGGGCCCAGUAAAUAUACUGUGACUGGUCUGCAGCCGUACACAGACUACAGCUUUGUGCUGCUGGCCUGUACAGCUGUGGGAUGUGGAGCCAGUUCACCUUCCACAGGACGCACCCUGCAAGCCUCCCCUGCUGGUGUGUGGUCGAGCCCCAGACAUGUGAUAAUAAACACAUCUGCGGUGGAGCUGUACUGGGAUCAGCCACCGCAGCCGAAUGGAAACAUCUCCCAGUACAGACUGAACAGAGACGGUCGCACAAUUUUUACCGGUGACCACCGUGACCAGAAUUAUACUGACACUGGACUCGUGCCAAACCGCAGGUAUGUGUAUGAGUUGGAGGCCAGAACAGGUGGUGAGAGCGGUGUGAGUGACAAAUAUGUUAUAAAAACAUCGGUCUCGUGCCCCACUGGGAUCCAAGCUCCCCACAAUGUGACAGUGUUGGGCCCCCACUCUAUCUCUCUUGCCUGGACCAUUCCUGCUCAGUUCAACAGCAGCCAGCCUGUAAACUACAACAUCCUGUUAGAUCCAGGAAGUGACCGAGCCAUAAUGCAUCAUGCUGGUCAAGACCGGCACCUCACUGUGACGGGUCUACAGCCGUUCACCGCCUACUACAUCAGAGUGCAGGCCUGUCAGAUUAAUGGGUGUGGGGUAGGAGGGGGUGUGUAUGUUCGGACAUUAGAGACCGGCCCAGUGGGUCUGCUGCCCCCCACAGUAAAGGCAGCUGGAUCCAGUGUCCUGGAGAUCCACUGGUCACCCCCACAAAAACCCAACGGACUUAUCACAUCCUACCAUAUAUACAGGCGUCCAGCAGGAACAGAGGAGGAGCUGCUGGUUUUUAUCUGGUCCAGUGGGCCGCUUGAAUUCUUCGACGCAAGCCCUGCCCUGCGACCCUUCAGCUACCUCCAGUACAGGGUUCGCUCCUACAACUCCAAAGGCUCAGUCCUGAGCCAAUGGGCUUUGGCUCAGACCUUACAGGCAGAACCACAAGAUAUGGCUCCUCCCACUGUUACACCCACCAGUGCAUACUCAGCCCAUCUGAAAUGGAGUAAACCUGGACACCCCAACGGUCUCAUUUCCCAUUAUAGACUGGUUUACAAGAAGCAUCAACGGGACCCAACGCUCAACUCAACUGCUGUUACUGCUCUCACUGUGGAGCUGCACACAGCCGCGAAGGAAUGUAUGUGCUGA